AUGAAAAUAAAAAAAUUCUUUUUUUUAAAAAUAUAUAGGAAUUACAUUCAUUAUAAAUAUUAUAAAAAUAAUAAAACAGCAAAAAAUGAACAGAAUAAUAAUAAAUUACUAGAAAAUAUAAAUUAUUACACUAGAAAAGAAAAAAAAUAUAUUUUACAAAAAAUUUAUGAAAAAAUUACUCUAAAGAAAAAUCAUCUAAAGGAGGAAUUACUAAAAUUUUAUAUGAAUGAUAGAGACAUAAAUCAAAUUUUAAAGGAAGAAAAAAUAUUUGAUGAAAAUGAUAAAAUAUUAAAAAUAAAGCAAAUAGAAAGUAAUGAAGAAAUCUUAAUUAAUAAAUUUGAUAAUUUUUAUCAUUUAUUACAUUUUUCAAUAGAAAAUUUAAAAAGAAAAGAUUUAUCUAUUCAUAAAAAGGGAUACAAAUUAAAUGAUUUUUUAAAUUCUCCAAAUCAUAUAUUAGAAAAACAUGAAUGCAUUAUAAAUAAUUUAGAUAUAAUAAAAAAAUAUAUACUUUUUGUUGAAAAAAAUUUAACUACAUACAACAACACUUCAUCUUCCUUUAAAAUAUUUUUUUCUCUAAAUAAAUUUAUAAUAUAUUUUUUUAGUUAUUCAUUUCCAUACAUUAAAUUUUUUGAUUAUAAAUUAUUACACAAAUAUACUCUUCUGUUUAUAAAAUUAAAUCUUUUGGAAAAUUCUGAAAUUUUGUUUGAGCAAAAAAAAAAGUCGGAAAAAAUAUACUCUGUAAAUAUAUCAAAUGAAGAUACUUUUUAUUUAAUAAAAAACAAUAUCAAAAGUUCAUUACAAUUAUUAACAUUAUUAAGUAAUCAGAUAAACUAUUAUACUUUACACGACAUAUCAGAAUUGUAUUUUUUAUUUUUAAAAAAAACAAAAAUAAAUGAAUUGAUUAAAAGUGUGAACCAUUAUAAUUUAAAUAAUUUAGGAAAUGUUAAUAAGCGUACGAUUAAUAGCAAUGCACAUAUGAAAAAAUAUCCAGAAGAAAAUAAUUUUUUUGCAAUCCAAACUAUUCAUGAGGAAUAUGUAAGUGAAAGAGAACAUAACAUAAAUGAUUUAAAUCAUUAUAGUUAUAUUAUUUGUUUAUAUUUUAAUUUAUUAUUUAUUUUAAAUAAAAUUAUUAGAAAUCAUAUUUUAUUUUCAUCAAGUAAUAAUAAAAAUAUAUUCCCUUUAUUUGAUUGUAUAACAACAGUGUGUGAGAAUAUUUUCGAUGAAGCCUUUAGUGAGAGAAAAAUUAGAAAUUUGAAUUUAUUUUUAAUUAAUAAUUAUGUAGAAAAAUAUAUGAUAAAAGAUUUAAUAUAUAACGAUUUUAUUAUAAUUAGAAAUGAAAAAAAUAUUUAUUCAAAUAUAACACAAGAAAACGAUUUAUUAAAUAGUAGCAUUUUUGAAAAUGAUUUCACGAAAAAAAGUAAGAACUAUUUAAAUAAUGGUAAUAUGCUAGAAAAUGAUAAUAAUGAAAAUGAGAAUGAGAAUGAAUAUAAUUUUAUAAUGGAUAAUAAAAAUGAUAAUAUUUUUUGUAGUAAUAAUAUGGAGAUACAUAAUGAUAAAAAACAAUAUACAAAGAGACAUGAUAAAUCCAAUUUAAAUAAUAGUUUUAAAUCUCUUAGUGAUCAUGCUUUUGAUUCUGAAGAAAAUAAAAAUGAUAACGAAACCUCAUUAUUAGGGAACUCCUUUUAUGAAGAUUUUUUUUUAAAUGUACAUGAAAAUACUAGAAAUAAUGUAAAAUUAUUUUUUGAAAAUAUUUGUCAUUAUUUUAUUUUACAUGAUUGUGAUAAUAUUCUCAAAUUUCUCCAAGUUAUUUACGUAACAGGAUAUACUGAUUUAUAUUAUAUAAAUAUUUUAUUUUACAGUAUAUGGUUGAACUCAGAAUUUUUAAAAAAUUAUCAAAUUAAAAACUUAUUGUUUUUUCUUUCUUUAUUUAAAAGUAACUUUAUAAUAAAAAACAUCAAUUUACAAAACACAAUUUAUAAUUUCUAUAAUAAGCGAUUAAUAUUUUUUUUAAGGAAAAAAUUAGAAGUAUAUUUUGAAAACAAUUCACUAGAAAAUAGUAUUAAAAGCAUAUUUAUGCUAUGUGAUUUAUUAAGUUAUAAUAAAGUUAUAAAAAAAAUUAUGGUGAAAAAAAUAGUUUUAUUAAACUUUAAUCACGUACAUCCAUCACUGUUUUGCCAAAUUUUUUUUCUAUUAAAUAAAUUAAGGUUUAAUUCUAGUAAUAAAUUAUUUUCUGAAUUAUUUUUAAAACAUUAUAAAAAAGUAAUUCAUUCUUUAACACAUAUAGAAAUUAUCGAUUUACUUAAAAAUAUAGAAUAUUUAAUAAAUAAAAAAAAAAGGAAAAUAUUUUUAGUUAUGAUUUCAUAUUUUUUUAGAAAGUUGAAAGAUAGUAACUUUGUGUAUACCCCUAGUUACUUUAAUUAUAUUUCCAAAUUAAUUAAUAUUAUAAAUAAGUUUAAGUUAUAUGAAUAUUGUAGAAAAGAAUAUUUUUAUCCUAUUUAUCAUUUUAUUUUUUCAUUUAAUGAAGAACAAAUUGCUUUUGACAAAGAAAAAAAAUAUUAUUUAUCUAAUAGUAAUAAUACUUGCAAAUAUAACAAUUAUACUUUUUUAAUUAAAAAUAAUGAAACAGUAUUAUUAGAAAUGAGUGAAAAAGAUAAAAAAAAAAAAAAUAUUUCCUCUAUUAUAAAAAGUGAGAGUAACAUUAUUCCAUAUGCAAAUAAUGGGAAUGAAAAAAAUAGUAAAAAUAUUAAAAUAAAAUUAGAAUUAUUAACAACUAAUCAAAUAUUAGAUUUAAUUUUUUUUAUUAUCAAUACUAACACAAAUAUAUAUCUUAUAAGUGAAUUGUAUACAUGUUUAUUUUUUAGAAUUCUUAGAAAUGACAAUUUUUCAAAAAAACAAUUGACAUUAAUUUUUAGAAGCAUAUGGUUAUCAAGAGUUUUUCAUUUAAAUAUAUUUGAUAUUUUAAUAGAUAUUAUCUCAAGUAAUAAAAAAAUAGUUGACAACUCCAUUUUUUCUUUAGAUAUAUUAUUAUGUUUGUGCUCAUAUAAGCAUGAGAAAAAUUAUGAGUUAUUAAUAAUUUCAUUAUUCAAUAUAUGCUUUGAUGACAUUGAUAAAAUUUUAAAAAAUAUAAAAAAGAAAAUACUUUUUUAUUAUUGUUUUCUUUUUUUGGAAAUAUAUCGCCCAUUCUUAUUUUUAAAAGUUACUAAAAAAAUAAAGAAUAACAUGUUUUAUGAUGAAAGUCUCAACAUAGAAUUAUUAGAUAAAGGGAAAAUAAAUAUAAAUGAAAAUUUAAUUAAGAAAGACCAUUUUGAAUUUAAUAAAGAAAAUAUAAAAGGUAAUAAUAAUUAUAAUAGCAAUACGAUACCUAGUAAAAUGGAUAAAAACUUUAAAAAAAAAGGAAAAAAAGAGAACAUCCCUAAAAGUUUUGAAAAUAGCGCACACUCUGAAAAAAAAGAAGGUAUCACAAAUAAUAAAAAUGAAUUGGGUAAUAUAGAUAUUUCUUACAAGAAUGACAUACUAAAUUAUUUAAAACAACUUUUUUUUCUUCAGCAAAAAAAAAAUGCGUAUAGUUACGAUUUAUUUAAUGUUUGUGAAGUUCUUAACAAUUUAAAUGUGACAAAACUAAAAUUUAAUAAUGUAAAUAAUAUUUUUUUUAAAAAUUAUGAAAUAGAUAAUAUGUUUGUUUUGAAUAUAUAUUUUCCUUUUAUGAAAUUUUGCAUUUUAUUUACAAAAGACAAAAAUGUUUCAAAAAAUUCAAAAAAUUUUAAUAUGAAUGAUUUUGCUCUAAAUGAUACUAGUAUUAUAUCCAAAGAAAAAGAUUUUUCUGAGUUUAAAAUGGAUGAGAAUCUUUAUAAUAAAGAAAAUAAGUUGAAUAAUGAUAAUAAAACUAGACUUAAUUCUUCCUUCAAUUAUAAUUAUGAAAAUGAUAUUAAUAUACUUGUACAUAAAUUAUAUUUGUAUAAGAAGUAUAAAAUAAACGUUAUGGAAAUACCUAUUGAAAAAAUAAAAAUAUUUUUUAAAAUAUACAACAGUGAAAAACGAGGUUCAAUUAUAAAUAAGUCUAAUUUUCUAUUUGAAAAAGUGUAUCAACAAAUUUUAAAAGACAAAAAAGAAAAUUGUGCAGAUUUAAAUAUCUUAACAGCACUUCUAAAAAAGCAAUUACAAUUCAUUUUUCAUUUAAAUUAG
Plasmodium relictum is the source of this 4182-nucleotide messenger RNA. RefSeq names its product conserved protein, unknown function. The transcript has a single exon. Bases 1 to 4182 code for a protein of 1393 amino acids. NCBI's taxonomy places the organism in Eukaryota, Apicomplexa, Aconoidasida, Haemosporida, Plasmodiidae. The record is from RefSeq and is a predicted model, not a curated record.